AUGUCGUGGGUGAAGGUGCUUGGGGGGCUGCUGGGGGCAGCUGCCCUCUUGGGGCUGGGGAUCAUCCUGGGCCACUUCGCCAUCCCCAAAGGGGCCAACCUGCCGGCCUCCAGUGACUCAGCCUCCCGGGACCUGGACCCAGAGAUCCUUGAGACCGUAAUGGGACAGCUGGAAGCCAGCAGGAUCCGGGAGAAUCUUAGAGAACUCUCCAGGAAGCCGCACCUGGCCUCCAGCCCCAGGGAUGAGGAGCUGGUACAGCUGCUGCUGCAGCGCUGGCGGGACCCGGAGUCCGGCCUGGACUCAGCUGAGGCCUCCACGUACGAAGUGCUGCUGUCCUUCCCCAGCCAGGGGCAGCCCAACCGCGUGACCAUUGUGGGUCCCACCGGGGAUGUCCUCUUCUCCUGUCGCCAAACCGAAGCAAACCUGACUGGGGAGCAAGAGGGGCCCGAUGUGGUACCACCCUAUGCCGCCUACGCUCCCCCCGGAACCCCACAGGGCCUCCUCGUCUACGCCAACCGGGGCUCGGAAGAAGACUUUAAGGAGCUGGAGGCUCAGGGAAUCCAACUCAACGGCACCAUCGCCCUGACCCGCUACGGGGGCGUCGGCCGAGGGGCCAAGGCCGUCAACGCCGCCAAGCACCAGGUAGCUGGCGUACUGGUGUACACGGACCCCGCAGACAUCAAUGACGGCCGGAGCUUGCCCAACGAGACCUUCCCGCACUCCUGGCACCUGCCUCCCUCAGGGGUGGAACGAGGUUCCUACUAUGAGUAUUUUGGGGACCCUCUGACUCCCUACCUUCCAGCCAACCCGUCCUCCUUCCGCCUGGACCCUGCCACUGCCUCUGGAUUUCCCCCAAUUCCCAUUCAGCCCAUCGGCUUUGAAGAUGCAAAAGUCCUUCUCUGUAACCUGCAAGGACCCUCAGCGCCGGCUGCCUGGCAGGGAGCACUGGGCUGUGACUACAAGCUGGGGCCAGGCUUCCAGGCGGAUGGUAACUACACAGGCAGCCAGGUGAACAUGAGCAUUCACAACCGCCUGGAGCUGCGGAACUCCUCCAACGUCCUGGGGAUCAUCCGCGGGGCUGUGGAGCCUGACCGCUACGUGCUGUACGGGAACCACCGGGACAGCUGGGUGCACGGGGCCGUGGACCCCAGCAGCGGCACUGCUGUCCUCCUGGAGCUCUCCCGCGUCCUGGGAACCCUGCUGAAGAAGGGCACCUGGCGCCCCCGCAGAUCGGUCGUGUUUGCGAGCUGGGGAGCAGAGGAGUUUGGGCUCAUCGGCUCCACAGAAUUCACGGAGGAGUUCUUCAGCAAGCUGCAGGAGCGCACCGUGGCCUACAUCAACGUGGACAUCUCGGUGUUCGCCAAUGCCACGCUGAGGGCUCAGGGAACGCCCCCGGUCCAAAGCGUCAUCUUCUCGGCAGCCAAACAGAUUCCUGCACCGGGCCCCGGCGGCCUCAGCAUCUACGACAACUGGAUCCGGUAUUUCAACCGUAGCAGCCCGGUGUAUGGCCUGGUCCCCAGCUUGGGCUCUCUGGGUGCCGGCAGCGACUACGCUCCCUUCGUUCACUUCCUGGGCGUCUCCUCCAUGGACAUCGCCUACACCUAUGACCGGAGCAAGACCUCCGCCCGCAUCUACCCCACCUACCACACAGCCUUCGACACCUUCGGUUACGUGGACAAGUUUGUGGACCCCGGCUUCAGCAGCCAUCAGGCCGUGGCCCAGACGGCGGGGAACGUGCUUCUUCGGCUCAGUGACAGCCUCUUCCUGCCUCUCAACGUCAGUGACUACAGUGAGACCCUCAGAAGCUUCCUGCAGGCUGCCCAGCAGGACCUCGGGGCGCUGCUGGAGCAGCACAACAUCAGCCUGGGGCCUCUGGUGGCUGCCGUGGAGAAGUUCGAGGGGGCAGCGGUGGCCUUGGGACAACGCAUAGCAGCGCUGCAGAAGGGCACGUUCGACCCUCUGCAGGUCCGGAUGCUCAAUGACCAGCUGAUGCUCUUGGAACGGACCUUCCUGAACCCUCGAGCCUUCCCAGAGGAACGCUACUACAGCCACGUGCUCUGGGCUCCGCGCACCGGUCCCGUAGCCACAUUCCCAGGGCUAGCCAAUGCCUGUUCCACGGCCGUGAACACAGGCCCGGGAUCUUACGCCUGGGCUGAGGUGCAGAGGCAGCUCAGCAUUGUGGUGGCGGCCCUGGAGGGUGCGGCAGCCACCCUGAGGCCUGUGGCUGACCUCUGACCCCGGCCCUCCUUCCUUGACCCCCCCUUAUCCUAUCCCUCUCCCACUCCAGUUUUCUUUGGGUGUGUCCCUCCUCCCCAGUGCCAAGAGCGGGCACAGCCACAGGAUCCCCUCAAGCUUCUGAGGCAACAGCUCAGGGUCCCACUGGUUGUGGUCACCUGCGGGGAGUGACAAGCCCUGGGGGAAAGUCUCCCUCAGUCUGGCUCUUGGUUGGCAGAGGGUGGAGAACAGGAGGUGGGGACGGUGGGAACGGCAGGACUCCCGGUGGUCCUUGGUGGGGGCGGGGUGAGGAAAGGACGCAUGAUGCCAGCCUUAGAUGCC
Messenger RNA from Phyllostomus hastatus (greater spear-nosed bat), 2556 nucleotides. It is a transcript of the gene NAALADL1, whose product is annotated as N-acetylated alpha-linked acidic dipeptidase like 1. Lineage: Eukaryota; Metazoa; Chordata; Mammalia; Chiroptera; Phyllostomidae. Gene Ontology annotation, molecular function: carboxypeptidase activity. The record is from RefSeq and is a predicted model, not a curated record. Bases 1 to 2235 code for a protein of 744 amino acids. The transcript has 18 exons.